GUCUUGCCCCAACGGCCCUGGGGGGCCCAGGGAUUCUUCACGGCAGUUCCGGAUCGUUGCAAGACACGAGUUCUAACGUUAUAAGUCUUCAAGGAGAAACCAUCUCGCGCACACAUGGAGACAGCAGUAUGGACGACCAAUGGACUGGACAGCGUUAUCAACAAACCGUCGGUCUGCGCUUCGGUGACAAUGGCACAGGAACCAGGGAUAGAGACUACGCCUUCUAGCACCACUAUUGACGAAGAAAUCUGCCGUAUCUGCCACAGCAAGGAGGACCUCACAAACUUCAAGCCGCUAGUAUCCCCAUGCGCAUGCUCAGGAUCCAUACAGUUUACGCACUUGGGCUGCCUGUCUCAGUGGCUCAGAAACAAGGAUGCACCUAGCGAUCGAUGUGAAGUCUGCAAGACGAAAUUUGAUGAUGACGUGAUACAGCGAUGCCAGUCCUUGGCGGAAACAAGCGAGUCUUCCUCAGAAACCGGAAUCAACCAGACUCAAGAUGCUUCUCUCGGUGGAGUAGGCAUACCCAUCCUGCUCUUCUGUUCGUUCUUCUCCCUGUCGUUGCUAGGAUACACUUUGUUCAUUCUCAUCUGCUAUUUUCCGAAAAACAUUGACUGGCUGUCAAUGUUAUCGGUGGUGCUGUGCAUUGUGCUGUCGAUGUCUAUGCUUGUGGUGGCGUUUUUCUGCUUAAAGGCAACUGCAGCUGAAAUCGGAAGACGCCUAACGGCCAAGACAAGAGAAUCGGAGUUGGGACACGAGCUCACCGAAGUCGUGCAGUUGUAAGGCAAAAACUGUGACGUCGCCUUUCUAUAAAUGCCAUAUUGUGCAAUACGUUUUAGAACAAAUCUUGUGACAGAACCAUGAUGUAUGUAUUCUCUUUGUGACUGCUCUAUAUCAUUGAAUAAAGUGUGUCUUUCAGCAUGCAGUAAAUUCGUUAUGACUCUUGGUCGCGAACAAGUACAAUUUACAGUGCAAGAUUACAGCAGGACGUUUAUAGUGCAUAUUUUGCCUCAAUGAUGGUUUCAUUGAGAACAUGUAGACACAUAAAAUGUACAGGAAAAUGUGCGAUAUUUCAAUGACCCCUUAGUGGCCCUUGUACGUGCCAUCGUGGUAACAAGUGGAUGUAGUGUCAAUACUCCCCCUCCCUUUUUCAAUUCUCUACGUUGCUAUGCUGUAUGAUGGCCAACUUCACAGGUGUCCAUGAUCACAUGAUCGUCAACAGCAUGCAGACACAAGAAAUCAAUCACAAUUUUCUGAUGUAUGACCUAAUGGUGAAGAAGCUCACAUAUAAAUGUAAAAUGAUAAAUUCGAUGUCAAUGCUAUUUAUUUAUAAAGGAACGCAGCGCCGAAUAAGCGGACACAAGCACGGUUGCGUGAUGUGGCAUAAGAAUGAGUCAUUGCUGCUGUAACGACGAACGGCUGUUCGAUAUGAACGAAAUAUUCUUGACCCCAAAUCGGUGGUGACAUGUCUCUUUGUUGCUCUCACUGUGACAGCAAGAGUUCGAUUAAUAAUUAAGUAAAAACCAGCAUGUUAUCGGGGAAUGACGUUUGGUUUUCCUGCAGUCUGACACGUAUUCCUCGUAAGAUUCUACCGGAACGUUUUCCUGUGCUCAAUGUUUUGUUGUGCAUAGUGCGACACUGAACGCGGGAGCUUAUGAAAAGUACACAGCAGUACAAAUCUACCUGUGCAAUCUCAUAACAGCUUAUCCGUCAGGCACCAUUUGGAUGAAAAGAGGAAUGUAGCUUUUGACGUCAUUUCCUGUAGCCUCGCUUCCAGUGAUGUUGAGAUACUGCCACCAGGCCUUCGCCGCAUGCGCUGUAAUCACCACAGUUGGUACGAUCAUCUGUUCCCACGGCCUAUUUAAAGGCACUGGUCAAAGCUAUCCGCGCCGUCUGAUGGGAGCUGUGGACAACAGCCAAUCAUCUGGUGCCACGUCAUCCAUUAGGUGGCCAAAAUGCAAAGAGAGAAGGCGUGUUGCUUUCGUUAAGAACCACAAAGUAGGAGGAGACACUGUGAAGAACAUUCUCAACCGUUAUGGCUACACCAGGAAACUCAACUUUUUACUCCCUCACCCCUUCGUGGCUAGUAUGACGUAUCCAUACAGUCUUUACCCAGAAUUCUACUUACCAGUACCUCCGAACCAGACCUUCGACAUGCUGGUGUACCACACCGUGUACAACAGAACACGUUUCCGACAAGUCCUCCCCAAGGACACUGUCUACCUUACCAUCAUCCGCGAACCCUUAAGUCACCUCAAGUCCAUAUGGAAUUACUACGGGCUCCAGAAUAGAUUUCUUAUCAGAUCAAAUGGCGAACAUGCGAUCUUGACGUUUCUCAAUAAUCCAGAAAAAUAUGACAAAAGUUGUGGGCACGGCCGCCAUGUUCCCUACUGUCUCACCCAGAAUUCCAUGUCGGUCGACCUUGGAUUUCCUGCACAAAACAACAAGCGCGUUACUCUGGGCUGUGACAGGGAAGAAAGAGAAGUGAUUUCUCAGACGUUUUUGCGGAAGAUCCACGACGACUUUCACCUGGUGAUGAUCACGGAGUACUUCGAUGAGUCGCUGGUGCUGCUGAAGCGGCUGAUGUGUUGGACCUUACAGGACAUACUCUACUACAAGGCCAAUGUGCGCCAUUAUGCUACCAAGAGGACGCGCAUCCCACCAGACGUCAGACAGAUCCAUAAUGAAUGGAGCUAUGUGGACUAUGCUCUCUAUCACCACUUCAACCAAACCUUCUGGAGGAGGGUACAUGCAGCCGGCAAUGACUUUUUAGGAGAGGUGAGAUAUUUCAGACGCGUCAAUCAUCAAAUGAGAGAACUGUGCGACAGCCUGUCACGUCCGAACCCGUGCCCAGUCUCACCAACAACUGUGGUCGUGAAUGAUACAAGAUGGAGUCCGGGAUUUACAAUAGACCGUGAUUUCUGUUUACUGGCGAAAAGAGACCUUGAUUGUUAUUAUUCCCUCCAAGCUGAGCGAGCAGCAAAAGCGCUGAAACUAAACCAUAGCAACAUCCACUUGUAUGGGGGUGGGGGACCUAGGCCUGCAGUUAUAUCACAAUUGAAAAGGUGGACCGAAACGGAAAGCAGAAAAGAUGCAAUGUAUGAUGUAAAGGUACACAAACUGAGUGGAAAAGACGUGGUGGGACGGCACUGUCUGUACUGUAACCUGGCUAACUGUAGACCGUUCGACUACCUGACCCAUUUCUACAAGGAUGGGCAUAUCAGCAACGACAGCUAUCGGACCGUCAUGAGAAGAAUCAACCAAAAAAUUGCCGAACGAUGUAACAUGAAGAACCUAACACUUCCGUAAAUGUCGGUCUUGCAGUUGCCCUCCACUAGAUGGGAUUUGUGAUUUGUCCAGUGUCAAGUGAUAUAGUAUCAACAGAGUUCGUUGCACUGUUUGUUCACGGUUUGUUUGAACCUUUAUUUAUUGUCAAUUAUUACUUAUUGUGGUGGAUUUGUAAUAAAUUAACGAGCUUUUAUUCAGCUGUCAAACCAACACAUAUUAUAGGGGAAAUGUUGCAGCUUCGGGCGUUUUUAAGAAGCUACAGGUAAUUACCCUCCCGGAGCCGCCAUAUCAGCAGCAACACCUACUAUCACUAUCAGAUCGGCAUGAAAUCGACCGCAGUGUAACUGCAAUCUUCGG
Messenger RNA from Branchiostoma floridae (Florida lancelet), 3642 nucleotides. RefSeq names its product galactose-3-O-sulfotransferase 3-like. Gene Ontology annotation, biological process: glycolipid biosynthetic process. Gene Ontology annotation, molecular function: galactosylceramide sulfotransferase activity. Bases 1777 to 3306 code for a protein of 509 amino acids. Gene Ontology annotation, cellular component: membrane. The transcript is spliced from 6 exons. The record is from RefSeq and is a predicted model, not a curated record. Lineage: Eukaryota; Metazoa; Chordata; Leptocardii; Amphioxiformes; Branchiostomatidae.